AUGGCUUCAACUUCUUUUGAUCCGAAAAAUUAUCUUGUAGUAGUUGCCGGGUGCACAGGAACCGGAAAAUCAGACCUUGGAGUGGAAAUAGCCAAGAAAUAUAAUGGAGAAGUUAUCAAUGCGGAUUCUAUGCAACUUUACAAAGGUAUGAAAGUAUCGUUAGUCUCAUUUCGGCUUUAGGUUUGGACAUUGUGACGAAUAAGAUAACAGAUGAAGAAGCUCAGGGUAUAAAGCAUCAUUUGAUUGGUUUUUUGGAUCCGACAGACGAAUUUAAUGUUCAUAAAUUUCAAACACAAUGUUUGGACUGUAUAAACGACAUUUGGAAUCGAGGAAAGCUGCCAGUUAUUGUUGGAGGCACGGCUUAUUACAUUGAGGGCGUUAUCUAUAACGAUGCUAUUGUUAAAGUUGGUACAGCGGAGGAAAUUGGUAAGUUUUUGGCUAUUGUGAGGGCUGAAUAAGUUUGCCAAAGAUAAUAUUGAGGUUUUAAAGUCUAUUUUCCGUUCAUUUAACAAUGAUUUUCGAAGACAUUCAUAAAAAUGUUAUGUUAGCCAUGUUUCAGAGAAAUUACGACAAGAAAUGAAGAACAAAAGCGACACUGAUCUAUAUCAUAUUUUGAAGGACAAAGAUCCAGACGCUGCUGCUCAAGUUCAUCCGAAUAAUCGAGCUCGAGUUCAACGUGCUCUCGAAAUAUGUAUGCUUGGCAACUCGAAAAAGGCUGUUCUAAUUGGAGAACAAGGCAAAUUGCGCUUCAAGAACACAGCAUUGUUCAUUUUGGACGCGGAAACAGAUAUUUUAGAUAAUAGGUUGGACAAAAGAGUUGAUAAGAUGGAAGCCAAAGGGUUGAUGAAGGAAUUGACAGAAUUUUACGAUAAGGUAGGCGCCUAUACGGUUCUCUUGACGUCGUAUGUGAAAGAUUCUCUACAUAAAUUAAUAUUAUUCAUACUUUUUGUCACAAAAUAACUCUUUUAUGUUUUAGUACGGAGAAGCUUUGGGAUCACAUGGAAUAAAACAAUCCAUAGGUAUCAAGGAGUAUCUCCCCUACUUGAAGAUGCCGGAAGAAGCUCGUUCUACAACUAAAGGCGCAAAAUGUUUAAAGAACUGCGCUGAAACUUUGAAAUCAAAUACUAGAAAGUACGCUAGAAGACAGAGGAAUUGGUUCACAAUGAGAUUUGUACGGCGAACUGAAUUGAGAGAGGUAUGUUAACAUAAUUUUAUGAUUUUUAAUAUCAAUUGUUGCCUAAAUCAUAGUAGUGCCAUUUUGAUAAACGGUAUCUUACUGAAACUUGUUUAUUUUUAUAAUAUUGGAUUAUUGAAAUGAAUGCAAUCAUUUCAGGUACCAAACCUUUUAAUGUUGGACACUUCAACCGAUUUUUACGAAAAAGCGGUACCAUUUGCACUAAAACAAACACAAAGCUUCUUCAACGAUGGAACAUUUGACAAAACUGCUAUUAGUACAUGCUUAAUCGACACAAAUGAUCUCAAGCCGAUCACUGACCCUGAAUACGCAAAAAAGGCCAAUCAAAUGACACAUUGCGAGGUAGGUAAUGUUGGACAAAACAAUUGGUAUUGGGAAUAAGAUAAUAUCUGUAUAAGCUUGAAAUUUCAAUUAAAUUACCAAUAAGUAUCUUAUCUAAAUGUCUCGUUAAUAAAAAUUAAAUUUUUAGGUGUGUAACCGCGACGUUCAUGGAGAAAUAUGUUGGGAACGUCAUCAGCUUGGCCGAAAACACAUCUACAACCUGAAAAGAAACGAAAAAACUGAAGUAAAGGAAGAUGAAAUACCAGAAAAACGCGCGAAAACAGAAGCAUAA
Bursaphelenchus okinawaensis is the source of this 1808-nucleotide messenger RNA. The record is from the annotation of a GenBank genome assembly. Lineage: Eukaryota; Metazoa; Nematoda; Chromadorea; Rhabditida; Aphelenchoididae.